UAAAAUUGAGGAAAUAAAGUGCACUUUCACAGCCAAACAUACAACCACUGGGAAAAAAAAUCAGAUUUUGAUUUUGACAUUAUUCACAGAUUUGGACUGUUUUCUUGGGGAUAAAAUGUAAAUUAUUAAUCAAUGAAUUAGUUUUCUGUGUGAUUUUACUUGAUAUUAUCUGUAACAAGAGAACAUCUGAAAGUUUCUUCUUCUUCUUUUAAACAGUUUAACUGUUGCCUUCUACAUCAGUAAAAAAAGAAAAGAAGAAGUGCAUUUCCAAAGCACACUUGCUGCAUAUUGGACCGUGAUUGCCAAACAAAAACAUAAAAUCUUCCUCUUGUGUUAAACUUAAGCACAAACAUUCACUCAUAGUCAAACUCUGCAACAUUCUGCAAGAUGAGGGGCAUAAAUUCAUGGGAACCAAAACACAAUUUUGAAGCUUGGGAGAAAUUAAUAACUAAAAUGUUAUUUAUGAUUUGGCUAAUCCCCAAAUGUGACUUUCUGUUUAAUUGCAGGCUGCAAUAAUAUUUAUUAGAAGACUCCUUAUAGCUCAGGUCUCAAAGUGUCAGUUGAGCUGCUGACUCCAGAACCAUGUGAGAAAAAAAUCUCCCUUUGGCUGAGGAGGGAUUGGGGAUGGAGAGCUGAACAACAGAGUAAAUAUUUGGCCAUGGAGAGCUCUUGGGAGCCGCAGAGAGCCCUCUCUGGCUGAAGCCCUGCGGGUGUUAAAUAGAUUAAGGGGGCUGUUGGGUCAUUGUGGAAAGAGAAAUUCCCGCUCUUUGGACAUGACUUUUUCUUUGCCUUUGCGUGUUUUUGCUCUCCAAUCGAGUGGCCUCUGCAAACUAUCCACUCCUAACCUGCAGUACUGUAAUCCUCUGCUGUUUGUCAACCACGAGGAGGGCCGCAGUGUACACAGAAAUACGGGAGGAGUCCAUGUAUUGAUGGCAAACACUUAAAAAGCUGCUCCUUUGGGUUUAAUGAAUAAGCAAUGCGGUGCGUAAAAGUCAUUAUUGGUGAAAAAAUCGGAUAAAGGUGCAUUUUUUGAGCGUGUAGGACUAAAAAAUAAAGGUCGUCGCUUUUGUUGAACCCUGAAAAUCUAAAAGGAGUUUAAUACGUCCUGAAUUACGCAUGUAAUAUUGCUCGGGGCUACAGACUUGGCGGCAGUAGACGCAGAGCAGUAGAUAGUGUCCCAGAUUCCUAUUCAGCUCCAUUGAAAACCAUGACAACACGGAACAAGCUCGGAUUUAUCCUGCAAAGUUAAAGGACAUUGUGCCGGGGCGUCAAUCAGGCAUUAUUGCGGGACUGAACAAAUGCAAAAUCUUGACUGGAACAAAUGCUUCCAACGGGUCUCGGACGCGGGGCUACAUUUUCCCCCUUUGUUCCCCUUCUCUGGUUGGCAUGUAUUUGUGUUCCCCCUCGUCCGACCACCCAGGACGAACUGGGGAGGCAGGUCCACCACCAGCAGCACCACUAACACCAGCAGCAGCAGCAGCACUCCGCUCCUCAGGCACCUCGCUGAAGUAGAUGAGGGUCGAUAUCAAUAUCAAAUACUUAGAGAGGGAGAGAGGGGGGAAAAAGCGAAACCCAGCCCCCACAUAAGGCUGGAUUCACGCUUUGCAUUUAAUGCGUUUUAUAUGAGACUAAAAGAGCCACACACCAGCGCGUAAAGCGUCAUGAUUGGGCCACUUUAACGUGACUGGAUACAAUUUUUAAAAGUAAUUAAAAGAGGAAAAGUAAUGCAUUAGAAGCCACAGUGGGUCCUUAAAGUUGUGCGCUUGCAGAAUGAUGGAUUAUUGCUAAUUUGUCUUGAUUACCAAUUAAUAAAAUCUUGUCAGCAGCAAUAAAUCACUGAUGCAAUUUAUCAGAAAGUGAAGCCGGAUGGUCGGAUGGAUGAGCUGCAAAGAUUUAUAAGGUGCAAUUAAUCUGCCCUUCAGAAAACAAUCUGUGAUUAUUAUUAUUUUGUAUAAUGAAGACACUUGCGUUUUUUAAUAUAUAAUAUUUUCCAGCAAGACUCCGAUAAUGAUAUAUUUCAUAUCAUCACAGCAGUGUUUUACUGUAUCGUCAUUUAUUAUCUCUUCAGUUUUCUCCUUAAAACUAUUAUUGUAGGUUAAAAAUCGCUUCUUAAACUUGAAAUUUACACAUUUUCCUUGCGUAAAAAUCACGCAAAACACUCAUAAAUCAUCCAGAACUGUCAAAAAGAAGGACCAUUCCCUAAAAUGUCAAAAAGAGGCCACUAGAACAAAUGUUUGGGAAUCCUCCGACCACCAUAAAACUUCUCACGCCCGCAGUUUGCGCGCCUCUAAUGGGAGUAUUAGUUAAACCAACUCGCAGGCAUCAACGCUAAUUGCUCACUUUGUAUGCAAAUAUUGGACACGUUUGUUUGGUAACGAGAGGAGGGGAGGGAUGAGAUGGAGGAGGGUGACGAGGGGAGGAGAGUGAGGAGGGAGAGUUUGAUGAUGGGACGGGCUCUGUUGUCAGCUGCCACCCAAGACGUGAUUCAGCUCCAACAAUUACCAUUAUCUGUUUCCCAGUUUGACGAUACGGGACGAAUCUGUAAUGAUGACGAGUGUUUCCUUCGCUCAUUGUUGAGUUUUUUUCAGACUCUUUCUCUGGGUCCACACCUAACUAUCAUUGGGUGACAACACUCCAGCUAUUCAGGGAGGAGGAGGCUUUAUAAGCAGGAGGAGUGUUUGCAGCUUAUGGAGAGCUGUUUGUGUAAACACUGAGUACGCGAACACACUGGUGUUUGGACAGUGCGUAAAGAGGAUCCUGUGCGUUUUUUCUCCCUUUUUUGGAUAGAUUUACUUCGAGUAUUUGCUUCUUUUUUUUUUUUUUUUUUUUUUUUUUUUACCGGGAUUUCAUGCGAGGACGGCAUGGCUGCACCCACCAAGUUCAGUUUUUCCGUCAGGAGCAUCCUGGAUCUGCCGGAGCGGGAUGCGGACGCAGCGCCGCGGUCCUCCCCGGUUUACUCUUCCUGCUCCUCCAGCUCGCCCUACACCUCCUGGAUGGAGUGCGACCGGAGCCCCUGCAUGUCCUCAGAUGAAUGCAGCUUUGAGGCCUCUCCAGACUCAACCAAGCCGGAUGACUCGUCCCUCGACUCGGAGCCAGAAAGGACCAAAAAAAGCAAGAAGCGCCGCGUUUUGUUCUCCAAAGCCCAAACCCUUGAGCUGGAGAGACGCUUCCGCCAGCAGCGCUACCUGUCCGGCCCGGAGAGGGAGCAGCUGGCCCGCCUCCUCAGCCUAACCCCGACCCAGGUGAAGAUCUGGUUCCAGAACCACCGCUACAAGAUGAAGAGAGGCCGAGCGGAAGGAGCGCUGCAGGACUUGGAGAUACCGCAGCCUCCGCCGCUGCUGCGCAGAGUCGUAGUUCCGAUCCUGGUGCGGGACGGGAAACCUUUUCACACCUGCUUACUUGACACGGAGAAACUUGGCUGCUUACCUCCAUCCUCUCAGGCGGUGCCCUUCCAUUUGGCCUACCCGUCUCUGCAGCAUCCAUCCGCGGUUCCUCUCCCUCCGAGGUACCAGCAGCACUUUCCGGCCGCGGCAGCCUCCAGAUUCGCCUGGAGAGACUUUUGGAGCGACUCGGUCCCCUUUAAUGCCUUCAAGUGAAGGCCUCGUUUUCAAUGCACAAACUCAUUUAGAAGGGCAUCAAAUGUUUUCUGAAUGUUUUGGAAAUUUUCGAGCUACUUAAACAUUUAGAUUUUUACUAUAGAAGGAAAAGAAAUUUUGCACAUUUUUAUUUGGAUAUUUUUACGCGUGUAUGUGACUGUUUUUGAAAGAUUUUCUCUGACAUGGCUUACUUGUGUAGUCUGUAGAUUUUUAAUUAUCCAGCAACAUAAUGUAUUUGUAUCUUUCUAAGCUUGUUUUGAAACAUAAUAUUUGUAUAUAAUAACUUUUGUUGAAGACAAAUGAGAUCCAGUAGGCUGCAUUAGGCGGUGUAAUAGAAGAGGAAUGCUGAGCAGCAGAGCCACUAGUAGCCUGAAGGAAGAAAUAAUGUUAUUUGUCGUCUUUAAGGAGACUUUUUAAAAGGUUUAACUGUUUCUUUUUGUGAACAAAAUUAUUAAUAAAACCUCUCAUAUUUUGUUUGAUA
This is a messenger RNA of Amphiprion ocellaris (clown anemonefish), 4077 nucleotides long. RefSeq names its product NK2 transcription factor related, locus 9 (Drosophila) (gene nkx2-9). The record is from RefSeq and is a predicted model, not a curated record. Gene Ontology annotation, cellular component: nucleus. Bases 2862 to 3596 code for a protein of 244 amino acids. Gene Ontology annotation, molecular function: DNA-binding transcription factor activity, RNA polymerase II-specific; RNA polymerase II cis-regulatory region sequence-specific DNA binding. Lineage: Eukaryota; Metazoa; Chordata; Actinopteri; Pomacentridae. The transcript has 2 exons. Gene Ontology annotation, biological process: regulation of transcription by RNA polymerase II; cell differentiation.